Exophiala bonariae is the source of this 1281-nucleotide messenger RNA. RefSeq lists its product as uncharacterized. The record is from RefSeq and is a predicted model, not a curated record. The coding region runs from base 1 to 1281 and encodes 426 amino acids. NCBI's taxonomy places the organism in Eukaryota, Fungi, Ascomycota, Eurotiomycetes, Chaetothyriales, Herpotrichiellaceae. The transcript has 2 exons.
AUGAGUCCGGUACCUCCUAUCAAAGAUGUGCUACAUAUACUUGGAAAGCGGCGGGACGAGGUCACCAAGCCUACAGACUCGGCCGGUCUUGUGCUGGAAGCAUGGGCGGAGGGAUAUAUGGUAGGAUCGCUGAUAAUCAUGUCUUGCAUCACGCUGGCAAACAUGCGCAGAGGGGUCCUGCUUCAUAAGCUCAUUCUACUCGAGCUCGUCCUCGGUUACUGGCAAGGCUUCUUCAUCCUCUUCAAUCCACCGGUGUAUGCUUGGUGGUUAUCUGUGGCCGCGAUAUUUUUGAACGCCUCGUGGUCCCUGCACAACGUCAUUGCGUGGAUGAAACUCCGACCAUUCUUAAGCAAGACCGCUAGCCGACUUUUCAUCGGCUCCGUCAUUCUUGUCCAACCCUAUUGGGUCGUGGAGAUAUACGCAAACUUUACCUACUUCCACAACGUCAACGAUAUCUUCCUCAAGACCAGGCCAUGGGAAGCACUAUGUCGUGAUCCUUGGUGGAUACUCGCUGCUGUCGUCUUGAUUUACAACAUCAAGACUCGAUACGACCUGUCGGUGGUACAGAUUGUUCGCAUCUCUCCGAGAUUUGCUGUUAUGCUUGGUGCAAUGUUUCUUAGCAUCUGUUUUAUCGUGCUUGAUGUUCUUUCGGUCACUUCAGCGCUCAAAUCAGCCCUUCCUGUCGGCAUCAAUCCGUUUUGGAAAUUGUCGUUUGUUUUCAAGUGUUUGACCGAUUCGGUGGUGCUGGACGAUUUCAAAACCGCCUUGGAUAGAUUGCGGGCCUUCAAAAUGAGCCGACUGGGUAGCUUUGCCAUGGAUGGAGGUGAUCACAGAAACAAACAGCACAAGGAGGAAGUGCAAAAGGCAAACAGCUGGACAAAUCCACCGGCCAAAGGCGAUGUUGCCCAGCCAGUCGGCCAACUUCCCUCAAUGCCUAGUCCAGAUGAUGACUAUAUCAAAAAUCGAUGGGAAGAUAUCAAGCCGGGACGAAUCGAUCAUAUCGAAGAUGAGCAAUAUGGAGACAUAGCAAGGAAUGCCUCUCGAGAUCGCGAUGUCGAAGAGAAUCCCUUCACUGUGAUUGAUUAUGCCGAUCCCCAGAGAGAGGCAAGCGACACCCAGAGGCUGAAGAAGCAGACCAGCUGGUUGAACAAUCGGAAGUCGUCUGAAGAUUUAUCGGACGCCGAUCCAGAUGUCGAAUAUGCCCUGGCUGUUCGGGAGAUGACUCACGACUCCCUAGACGACCCGAACAAAAAGAACAAGACCAUUGGAAUUGCCAGGUAA